AUGGGGAACCUCGACCUAUGUUCAGAAGUGAAUUGGACUUCUUGUAAUAUUUCUUUCUACAGUGAUGUGUCUCAGGUCAGAGUGUUAGUGCCAGGGGCAGGUCUGGGUCGGCUUGCUUGGGAAAUCGCUCAUUUGGGCUAUUCGUGCCAAGGCAACGAGUGGAGUUUCUUCAUGCUCUUCUCCUCUAAUUUUGUUCUGAACAGGUGUGAUAAGGAAAAUGCACUGACACUGUAUCCCUGGAUUCACCAGUUCAGUAAUAACAAAAUGUCCUCAGAUCAGACAAGACCUGUGUCCUUUCCUGAUGUCAAUCCACAGAGUCUCCCAGCAGACUCAGACUUCUCUAUGGUCGCUGGAGACUUCCAGGAAGUAUACAGUGACCCUGAAAUGUGGGAUUGUGUUGCUACUUGUUUCUUCAUUGACACCGCCCACAAUGUUCUUGAUUACAUUGAAACCAUCUGGAAUAUUCUAAAACCUGGUGGUGUCUGGAUAAAUUUGGGUCCACUUCUUUAUCACUAUGAGAAUAUGGCCAAUGAAUUUUCCAUUGAGCUGAGCUAUGAGGAAAUAAAGGCUGUCAUUUUAAAAUAUGGAUUUGUCCUGGAGUUUGAGAGAGAGUCUGUUCCCAGCACGUACACAGAGAACGACCGCUCCAUGCUCAAGUACCUUUAUGACUGUAUCUUUUUUAUCAUACGGAAACCUGCAGAACAGUUGAUCAACGGAGAUCAGACACCUAAAGAUGGCCAGACUGAGGAUUCUUUACAGAAAAGAAGCUCAACAUGAUGUUUAAAAGGGAGAAGCUCUGGACAAAUUCACAGACAUAUGGCCCAAUAAUAAACUGAUGCUUUUAAUCAUGAAUGCCAACAUUAUAGCAUAUUCCUGGUAAUACAGCAAGACUGGAGCUUUAUUAUGUGCUGAAUUAUCUUUAUAUUUACCAAAAAUGUUAUGUUUUGGUGCUUUGCUUUGUAUUCCUCAGGUUUUAGGUGCUGCUUCACACAUACAUUUCAGUGUUUUCUUGCAAUUAUUUACAUUAUCAGAGUUUCUAUGUCCAAAAUCAUAUUCACAGUCUGAAUAUGAGCCUGCUCUGGAUCUUGCACAAUUAUUCCAGGCUCUCCUAGGAAAUAUGCUGAUCAUCAAAAUUGUACUAGUUGGCAGCACUAAAAUAAAGUUGUUUUAAACUUAACAGAUUUUUCAUGAUCUUGUACAUAUACGGUAAUAAAACUUACAAUCAAGAAAAAUGGGAAUAUUUUUUCAUAAACAUGACUGUUUGUUCUAAGCAUUUGCGUCUGUUUAUUAUU
Sinocyclocheilus grahami is the source of this 1292-nucleotide messenger RNA. Its product is annotated as carnosine N-methyltransferase-like. Gene Ontology annotation, molecular function: carnosine N-methyltransferase activity. NCBI's taxonomy places the organism in Eukaryota, Metazoa, Chordata, Actinopteri, Cypriniformes, Cyprinidae. Gene Ontology annotation, cellular component: cytosol; nucleus. Bases 1 to 777 code for a protein of 258 amino acids. The record is from RefSeq and is a predicted model, not a curated record. Gene Ontology annotation, biological process: carnosine metabolic process. The transcript has 6 exons.